This is a messenger RNA of Penicillium brasilianum, 159 nucleotides long. Lineage: Eukaryota; Fungi; Ascomycota; Eurotiomycetes; Eurotiales; Aspergillaceae. The record is from the annotation of a GenBank genome assembly.
AUGACCAAGUCUUCUCAAUGUGGUGCCUCGGGGUGCACUCCCUCCCCCAUCGUCAACAAGAUGCCUGGAGUACGGUGUCCAAACUGUGCUGCUAAGGGCCAGGAGGUUUGGGUCAUUCCAGGCAAGAGCUGCCACGUCUGCCAUACUCCCUGCGCAUGA